AUAAUAAUAAUACUGGGUUUGGGUUUUGGGGAAGGAAAGAAAGAGGUCUGCAGCAAUGGCUUCGUCGUGGCGUUUCCAGGCUGCUCCGCUUGUGGCUUCACCAUCUUGUCCCAAUGCCGUCGCUUGGUCCGACGAGAACUUGGUUGCUGUUGCUUCUGGUCAUCUCGUUACCAUCCUGAAUCCCGCCACGCCUUUUGGACCUCGAGGCCUCGUUACAAUCUCACCCACCAAACCUUUUCCAAUUGGCGCCAUUGAAAGAAAAGAUUUACUCUCUGGCUGCUUGUUGCCCACUUGUUUAUCACGCGACCCUCGUCCUUGUGUUCGAUCAAUUUCCUGGUCCCCUAUUGGAUUUGCUCCAAACUCAGGGUGCUUGCUUUCUGUUUGCACCACAGAAGGUUGUGUGAAGCUUUACCGCAUGCCAUAUUGCGAGUUUUCUGCAGAGUGGGUAGAGGUUUUGGAUAUAUCAGAAAUGUUGUAUAAUUAUUUUGCAAGUAUCAACUUUGGAGAGUCAGAUAUUCAUAAUUCAGAUUCAGAAUUCUCUGAUGAGCAAGCAAAUCAACUCAGCUUAGAGCAUGGAUGUAUUGACAAUCUGCCAACCUCUGUUUUAAGGAGGGAACACAAGCGAAGAAGACAGAAUGCAUUAGCAGUAAUAGAUAAGGAAUCUGGAAAUUUGAGAGACCAAAAUUUAUCUUCUAGAAACAAUGAAGAUGUUUAUACUAUCUCUACCCGACAUACUGGAAAGUUGAUCACUGCCUCGAAGGAAGUAGCACUCUUCCCAUGCUCACUUUUGCAAGAGGGUUCAUCUGUAGAGGUUCUUAAAUUGGAUGGGCACCGACGCAUUUGGAUAGCAGGCAUGCUGGAUCGCUUGAGUGGAGCAAAAGCUCUUGUUGUGUUCCCAGAAACAGAUGGAAAUGUGACACGAGAUGAAUGGGUUGAAAUGAAUCCACAAUAUGACGACACCAGUGGUCCAAGUCUCCUUAAUAAUAGUGUGGGUGGUCAGGAGAAGUGUAUUCCCAAAAUUCGGCCUUCAAUGAUUGUGGGCAAUCUCCCACAGCAGAUAUUAUUGUGUAACUGUCACGGAGGAGAGGAAAUUCUCAAAAUUGGAGACGUGGUGGAAACCUGGACAAAUGAUAGGUGGGUUGAAGCCAUAUUUAUGGGUUUAAAUGAAAGUGGUCUUCUGGUGAAACUUCAUGGGGAUACUGGAUCAGUCACAUUAGAUGCUAGCUCAGUUAGAUUGGCACCAUUAUGGAUUAAUGAGCAAAAGUCAUGGCAAGUUACUCUAGUCAAGAUUGAAAUGAACGAUCAGGAGUUGCGUAAGGUAGUUGGGAUCAAAUCUAACAAUAAGAAAGCAAAUAAUCUGAGUCAAAUUGUUUCUGUGCCUAAUUUGAAAGCAAAACCUCUAAAGAAAAUACCAGAAAGAUCCAGUCUCCAACAAAUAACUGCAGAUCAAUAUGCCUCUCGCAGUGCAAUGCUAUCAUCACUUGUUGUUGCUUGGUCACCAGUUAUGCACUGGAUGCCUGAAACUGGGUCAGUUUCUGCAGAUUAUUCAUCCGAUCACUGUUCUAUACUUGCAGUUGGAGGGAAGUCUGGUAAAAUUUCAUUUUGGAGAAUCCUUGAACCGCAAUGCUUCUCUGUUAUGAGCAACAAGGAUUCAACUGCUGCAUUUCUUGUUGGACUUCUCCAGGCACAUGGUGCUUGGAUCACUGCCAUUGGUUGGGCCUUGUUUGCUUCUAAUGCCUCAGAUCCUCAGCUCUUACUGGCUACUGGGAGUUCUGAUGGGAGUGUGAAGAUCUGGCUGGGAUAUAGUGGGGAAUUGCUGAAGUCUUCCAAAGUUAAUCAUACUCCCUUUUCUCUGUUGAAGGAGGUUGUAACUGUUGAUUCGGUCCCAGUCUCCGUGGUUUCUCUUAUUGUGCCCAUACAGUCCCCACAGAAAAUGCAUUUAGCUGUUGGCAAAGGAUCCGGGUCUUUUGAUGUGUUGAUUUGUGACAUAUCUACCACUACCAGCAAAUCUGCUAAAAUUGGCUCAUAUGGUGCACAUGAUCAUAUUGUUACAGGUUUAGCGUGGGCCUUUGAUGGAUGUUGUUUGUACAGCUGUAGCCAGGACAAUUCUGUGCGUAGCUGGAUUUUACGUGACCAUGUCCUAUGUGAAGUGCCCUUUCCUUCGAAUACUCCUGGUGCGAGGAGCUCCAGUGAUGUUCCAAAUGUAUUUGAUUCAUGCUUUGGUUUAGCAACAUCCCCUGGAAAUCUGGUGGUUGCUGUGGCUCGUAGUUUUGAUGCUGAUUUAUUAAAUCCAAUGUACCAGGCAAGGUUAGAUUUUUUUAAUUUUUUUUUCCAAUUUAUUUCUUUUUGCACUAGAAUGUUUUACUAUGUAUGUGCAUCUAUGAGUACUUGCACAGCACAUAUGGGGACAUAUCUAUGCAGUUACACGCAUAUACAUCUACAAUACUACAUAAAGGAAAAAUCCCUUUCCUGUUUGGGUUAGCCCAAUUUUUUAAGCUGGCAGUUUUUAUUUUUUUCAAAAGAGUCAUAAAAAAGUAGACUAUCACUCAUGACAAGUUCUCUUCCAACCAAUAAUUGGGAAUAGAUAUGUAAAUUGAUGGAGAUAGUUACAUAACCAUGAAUGCCCUCCCCUUUUUGGACUCCUCGUCUUCUUUAUCUCUUAUCACUUCUCAAUCCCUACAUUUUAACUUCUACCCUCCUCUCUCUCUCUCUCUCUCUCUCUCUUCUCUGC
This is a messenger RNA of Camellia sinensis, 2731 nucleotides long. The record is from RefSeq and is a predicted model, not a curated record. Lineage: Eukaryota; Viridiplantae; Streptophyta; Magnoliopsida; Ericales; Theaceae.